Molecule: messenger RNA, 1157 nt
Organism: Triticum dicoccoides
Lineage: Eukaryota; Viridiplantae; Streptophyta; Magnoliopsida; Poales; Poaceae
Exons: 2
Coding region: 367-744 (125 amino acids)
Source: RefSeq, a predicted model, not a curated record
CGCCGUAGUGGAUCAGGAAGGCUAGCGAUGGCUCGGCUCAUUUCCUGAGCCAUCAUGAGCCGUAUGUGACACGGCCUCACCGAAUGACGUCGCCCGUUCAUAAAUGCCCCCAGCUACUCGCUCGCCAUCCGCCCACCGCAUCUAUUAAUUAUACAGGCAUCCUCUGCCCGUCAUCCGCUUAGCUACUCGCUCAUCCAUCCCCAUCUUCAACCUCGUCCUCUCCGUCAUGUCUGCCUCCUCGUCAACCUCUCUCCCCGUCCCACCGGAUUGGCCACUCCCUCUCAUGACGUGCCAUUUUGCGGUGACCAGGUUGUCACCAAUGUAGCGAGAUCCGACGGGCAGGCAGGGGAUCGGUUCUACAAGUGCAUGCUGUACGAUGCACGACAGUGUCGUUUCUUCGAGUUCCAGCAAGCAUACUGCAGGAGGAUGACCCCUCACCAGAUCGCCACUGCUCGGCGGCAAGCCAGGAUUAACCCAGCUGGCCAGGGAUCUGGUGUCUACCAGGGCAACGGGGUGGCUCAGAUGGUUCCUGUUGCCACCCAGGCCCAGAUCCAGGCGCAAGCUCCACACCAAGUGCAGACACCCCCGCCGACGGCGAGCAACCUGAUUGCUGAAGCGGAUAGGCCGGCCGCCGUAGCCGGAGCCGUCCUUGCAGGACAGGGCCUCGUUGUUGUCUCUAUUCUCAUGGUAGCUGUCAACAUCAUGCUUACUGCUCUUGUUAUGGUGGUUGUUCUUGCUAAGUAGGAGGGAGGUGGGGCUGAAGCCGUAGUUUUCAUUUUCUCCGCAUUUUUUUUCUAUAAAUGGCUCUGGACUAAGCACACGAGGGGACCCUUCCCGUGAUUGUACGCAGUAUGUAAUUUGCAAGCAAAUUACUGCAUCAGAAUUGUUUUCUAACCUUUUGGUCCAGCCGGGGGCCUCUGGAUUAACCCCGUCGGUUGACUGAGCGGACCUUGUCGGAGACGCAGCUCGCCUUCGCCGGCCAUCGCCCUGCUCGUCGGGCGAGACUUCUUCCCCGGCCAACUGAGCCACGCCAGACCCACUGUUCGCCGCAGCACCCCCUUGCUCUCUGCCGCCCCCAUUUUGUAACAAGUAUAGAAGAGGCACCGGAUCUGGUUGUUCAAGGUUAUUAGCAAACUCCUGCCGGACAGGGAACCUAG